AUGUCAAUAACAAAGCCACCUAAAUCAACUUUAUCCAAAGUUGACAUUCAAGCAUUGGUAAAAUUAAAUGAUCCAUCGAUUUCGUUUGCAAAACCAGCAAAUGUUAGAAGUGAAGUUUGGACAAACUAUUCACAAAUUUAUUAUAAAAAUGAAGGUCUUGAUUACAUAAUAUGUUCACUAUGUAGAGUGGUGUUAAAAUGGAUAAGUGAAAAUGGUACUAGAGUUAUGAGUCAUCAUAAUUGUACAAAGCAAAAAUCUACCUCAACUACCCCAGUACGAUAA
This is a messenger RNA of Rotaria socialis, 282 nucleotides long. Lineage: Eukaryota; Metazoa; Rotifera; Eurotatoria; Philodinida; Philodinidae. The record is from the annotation of a GenBank genome assembly.